Messenger RNA from Bacillus rossius redtenbacheri, 3018 nucleotides. RefSeq names its product leucine-rich repeat-containing protein 24-like. Gene Ontology annotation, molecular function: protein binding. NCBI's taxonomy places the organism in Eukaryota, Metazoa, Arthropoda, Insecta, Phasmatodea, Bacillidae. The coding region runs from base 105 to 2015 and encodes 636 amino acids. The record is from RefSeq and is a predicted model, not a curated record. The transcript is spliced from 3 exons.
CAGAUUCAAGCUAAAACUUUGGAAUUGGGAAGAAGAAAAUCUACAUAGAAAACAAUGAAAAUAUACCCCGGCGGGCGGCAGCUCCGCGAGCAGCAGCGCGCGACAUGAGGCCAUGUGACCUGCUGCUGCCGCUGCUGCUGCUGCAGUGCCUGGCCGCCGCCGACGAGAGCUGGACCAACUGCCCGCCGGCGUGCCGCUGCCGCUGGGUGUCGGGCCGCAAGGUGGCCGACUGCUCGUCCUCCGGCCUGGCCUCGCUGCCCGGCGGCCUCAGCGGCGAGAUACAGGUGUGCGACCUGUCGGGCAACGCCCUCGCCUCGCUGCCCGCCCACGCCUUCCGCGCCGCGGCGCUCGUCAACCUGCACAAGGUGUUCCUCCGCGGCUGCGGCAUCCGGCGCGUCGACAAGAGCUCCUUCUCCGGCCUGGAGAUCCUCAUCGAGCUCGACCUGUCGCGCAACGCCAUCCGCGACCUGCACCCGCUCACCUUCAAGGACAACGUGCGCCUCAGGAUCCUGCGCGUCGACCACAACCCCCUGGCGCGGCUCGAGGACGGACUGUUCAGCGGCCUGCGCUACCUCCAGGCGGUGGACGCGAGCUCCUGCCAGGUGACGCACGUCGGCCGCAAGGCCUUCGCCGACGUGCCCAAGCUGCACGACCUCAACCUCAGCCGCAACAACCUCACGACGCUGAGGCUCGCGUCGCUGGAGCACGUGCGCUCGCUGGUGGGGCUGGGGCUGGUCGGGAACCCGUGGCGCUGCGACUGCCACCUGCGGCCGUUCCUGGACUGGGCGGUGCGCCGCCGGCUGUACACGGCGCCCACGGCGUGCGCCGAGCCGCCGCGGCUGGCCGGCAGGUUCUGGAGCGACCUGGCCGAGGCGGACCUCGCGUGCCGGCCGCAAGUGCACGUGCCCCGGGUCCUGGUGGACGCCUCCUCGGGGGGCAGCGCCACGCUGGCGUGCCGCGCGCAGGGCAGCCCGCCGCCCGACCUGCACUGGCUCUUCAACUCGCGCCUGCUGGGCAACAACACGCGCCGGCGCAAGUACUCCACGGCCGAGGCGGCCGCGCCGUCGGGCCGCUGGCUCAACCUGACGGUGACGGGCGUGGGCGCCUACGACGCGGGCAACUACACGUGCGCGGCGCGCAGCGCGGGCGGCUCGGACAGCCGCAACGUGACCCUCACGGUGGGCGGGGUGCUGUUCGGCGUGGAGGGCAGCACGAUGCGCGCCGGCGCGCUGGGCGAGGGGGCGCGGCCCUGGGUGCUGGUGCUCGCGCUGGGCGCCGGCGCGUCGCUGCUCGCCGCGGGCGUCGCGGCGCUGGUGCUCCGGCUGUGCCGGCGGCCGCAGGCGCAGGCCUCGGGGGCGGCGACCCAGGGGGCGGCGGCCUCGGGGGCCGCGUGUGAGCAGAAGCUGCUGCUGGCCGCCGUCAACCCCAUCCAGAAGCCGCCGCGGCGCAGUGACCGCGCUGUCGUCGCGAGCGUGGCCGCUGAGCGGUCCGAGGUCACCUUGAACCUUCUGGACAACGGCGCCGCCUACAGACCCUCCAGUUCUUCCGAAGAGGACCGCCUCCGUGACUUCACGGAGCAGCCGCCGCAGCAGCGAUCCGCGGACAGCCAGGGGCCCUACCCGCCCGACCUGCUCCCCUUCCCACCGCACGACGUGGACGACCCCUCCGCCGGCACCGAGGUCUCCCCUCUGCUGGCGCGCCGCUCGCCGUCGGCUGGCAGGCAGCCGCGCGUGGUCAGCUGGGGCAGUGGCUCCGCCUUCGACAACCUCGGGCCGCGCACCACGGCCAAUGGCAGCUCGACGCUGUCGCUCGACAAGGUGGAGGGGGAGGACAGCCUCGUGCGGCUGGCGGCGGCUGGCGGGGGGACCGCCGUGGUGCUGGCGAGCCGCAGGGCGAGGCUGGCGCACCGCAACAGCUGGUCGCCGGCGGACGACGUGCCGCUGCGACUCGGCACGGCCAGGCGGGCUGCCUACGUGGCGAGGGAGCUGGCGGGCCCCAGGUCCGGCCAGAACUGACAUUCCCUCGUACCUCGCUGCGGCGACACUUCCAUUUAGAUGUGCUAUGUCUGAUUCUGUUCGAUUGAUCACUUAUCCAGAUCUCGUCAAGUUUGUCGCCAAAAGGAUUUUGUUGCACAUGUAUACAACACUUAUAAAAAAUAGCUUAAAAUGUUAUGGAAUAAACAAGCAUAGACCAUUUUCAAAGAAGAACGUGAUGAGAUAAGUAAAGACUGUGUUUCCAAGUUAAUGUUUCAAAAAUUUCAGGGAUUUUAGAGAAAAUGACCAGCAUCUUUUCGUGAAUACCUCCAUCGAAUGUUGCCUCCAAAUUAGUGUUAUAAUAUCAAUUUAGCGGGAAAUGGCAAUUGUAUGGGGACCAAGUGUACCUACCAUUUUUUUCGUUGUAUAGUGUACUUUUAUUAUUUAUGACACUACCUUACAAACAUGAAUAACUUUAUUAUUAGAUAAUAUUCGAAUUUUAAAGUCAAUUUCUUACCUAGACGCAUGUGGAAAUGUACCUUACUGCUUGUGACAGUGUUACAUCAUCGUCAAUGGUAUCCCAAGUGUGACAAAGCUACUUGCUACAUUAAGCAUAUGGCAUAAUUUAGCGGUCAUUGUCUUAACUAUCUUUGUUUUGCAAGUUGAGUCACGUCGUAGAAGGAACGUGUACCGAUGUUUCUCUCUACAUUGCAGCAGGCUACAUCAGGGUAUAGAAUCAACCACCUCUACGCUGAAGAAGUACUAUACAUCCUAACGCUGUAAUGUAACUCAAGCUCAAGACAGGUAGUUUAUUUUUUAUGUUUUCAUUGUGUAUCCUGUGUGUUGAUUAAAUUUAGAAUUUAAAAAAUAUUUCAUUCCACAUUGAAAGGCUCACAUUCUUUCGUGUAUAUCUUUGUAUAAACAACUGAGGGCUGGGAUUCUAUAUCACAGAUAGCUGUUGGUCAUAUUGCCUAUAAUCCCUGAGUAUUUGUAACAAAGCUCCGACAGCCUCUUUUAAAUCGAGGCUAUUGAAUGAGUUUGUUUU